Molecule: messenger RNA, 649 nt
Organism: Cicer arietinum (chickpea)
Lineage: Eukaryota; Viridiplantae; Streptophyta; Magnoliopsida; Fabales; Fabaceae
Source: RefSeq, a predicted model, not a curated record
UUAAAAAAACUAAACGAGUCUGGAUCAUACAACAAACCAGUUUGUCGCCGCCGCUCAGAGCUCUCCGACCGCCGCUAAGAGCUCUCCGGCCGCCGCUCAAGCUCUGGCCGCCACUUCAACGUCUCCUUCACAGCUCAUUGAAAUCCCUAACAUCUCAUUUCACUGAACGAGUGAAGGAUUAUCUGUUAAUGGAGGAAGAGUUUGUUGCUUAUCAAGAGCGGCUAAAACCUCAAGAGGAAAAGGCUGAAGAAGAUAGAUCUAAGGUUGAUGAUUUAAGAGGUUCGCCUAUGAGUGUCAGUAACUUGAAGAACUUAUUGAUGAGAAUCAUGCUAUUGUUUCUUCGUCAGUUGGACCUGAGUAUAAGGAUCAGUUGGAGCCUGGUUGUGCUAUUUUGAUGCAUAAUAAGGUUGCGGUUAUCCUAAAUUGUAGCAUUUUGGAUGCAGUUGGCCAGAAAAUGGCCAGCACUCCUGGAGUUAGUGCCACCCUUUUCAAUGCAUUGGCUAAGGCUGUCCAUUCCAGAUUUUAUCUUUCAAGAACCACCAUAGAAAUGGGCAUUAUUGGACCAGGAUUAAUUGGGAGCACACUACUUGAUCAGCUAAGGGAUCAGGUAUAUGAGGAAUGCAUGAUUAUUAAGAUGGGAGCUCAUUAG